AUGAACGUCUCUUACUCUACCGGCCGCGCUGCGCUGCGCCUGAGCCGCUCUUCUUUCCGCCACUUGUGCGGCUCCAGAGUAGCCGGCUUUGCCUACCACUCUUACCCUUUGCCAUCCAAGAUCCCCGAACCUCCUAGGAGCGACGACAUCUCCAAGGUCUCCAUCGCCCAGCCAGAAGCUUUACCUCGUGUCCACGAGACACGGCCGCCCCUGCAGCAUGACGCUGCACCCAAGCCGACCGCCGCGCCUCAGGUCCAAUCACAGCCAAAGCCUUCUCCAGCAACAUCAACAGCGCCUACAACCCCCAAGGCCACCGAAACCAAUACACCAAGCGCAAAGCCCGCCACACGGCCCCGUUCCAAGCUCCGACCUCGCAAGGCGGCUAUGAAGCUCACACCCGCUGCUGUUGACCAGCUGCGCGCUCUGCUCAAUCAACCCGACCCGAAGCUGAUCAAGGUCGGUGUACGAAACCGGGGCUGCAGCGGGCUGGCCUACCACCUGGAAUACGUCGAUAAGCCUGGCGCUUUCGAUGAGACUGUGGAGCAAGAUGGUGUCAAGGUCCUGAUCGAUAGCAAGGCACUUUUCAGCAUUAUUGGUACCGAGAUGGACUGGGCAGAGGACAAACUGAGUCAGAAGUUUGUGUUUAAGAACCCCAACAUCAAGGAGCAAUGUGGCUGCGGAGAGUCAUUUAUGGUCUGAGAAGAUUGAGAAGAUCUAAACGACGAUCCCAACGACCAGAUACCGAGGCGGAUGCCGAGACAGAAUACGAAGGAAUUGUACGAUGGCGAUGUUUAGAGAAAAGAUUAUUACCAAGCAAGAUCCUCGUAAGAGAGACCUGCUUAGCCAAUCCACAUAUGGGUUUUACUUUAAUAGUGUUGAAGCAAGAACGUUACAAUCACGGGAACAAAUAGGCAAUAGUAUUACGGGGCAAUGAUACCGGCGUUAGGUUAGAGGCACACACUGUCCUUGAUCAAAUACAUCUUAAAAUACAUUUUUAUGAACAA
Molecule: messenger RNA, 1004 nt
Organism: Trichoderma asperellum CBS 433.97
Lineage: Eukaryota; Fungi; Ascomycota; Sordariomycetes; Hypocreales; Hypocreaceae
Biological process (GO): iron-sulfur cluster assembly
Cellular component (GO): mitochondrion; cytoplasm
Molecular function (GO): 2 iron, 2 sulfur cluster binding
Source: RefSeq, a predicted model, not a curated record